AUGGCCGAUGGCCGUUCCCAUCUCGGAUACCUCGGCAGGAAAUAUCGCCAUGGUUUUCCUGACGCAUUGGAUUUCAACUUUUGGUGUUCCGGCCACCCCUACUACAGACCGCUGAGUCAAUUCCAAUCUAGCCUCUUCCGUGAGUUCACUAAACUGCUCGGGUGUGCGCACAUCACAACCACGGCAUACCACCCUGCCGCCAACGGCCUCGUGGGGCGUCCAAACCGUCAACUCAAGUCCACACUCAUGUCCCAAACAGAAUCAGCUUCUUGGAUUGACAAUCCCCCUCUUGCGCUUUUGGGCAUCCUAUCUUCUGUCAAGGAGGACAUCCAAUGCUCUGCCUCCAAACUUGUGUAUUCUAAACCGCUCCGUCUGCCCAGCGAAUUUGUGCAGUCUUCCACGACGAACACCGACAUCCCGAGCACCUUCGUACGGCAGUUGAAACAACGCGUGAUUCAACUGCGUCCAACUCCCACUCGUCUGACAUCCAAACGUGUGUUUGUGCAUGAGUGCCUUACAGCUGCUCCAUUCGUUUUCGUUCGGCAUGACGCGGUUGGCGAGCCUCGUUGUUCGCCGUAA
Spirometra erinaceieuropaei is the source of this 579-nucleotide messenger RNA. The record is from the annotation of a GenBank genome assembly. Lineage: Eukaryota; Metazoa; Platyhelminthes; Cestoda; Diphyllobothriidea; Diphyllobothriidae.